GGCACUUUGCAAUAAAUAAGUGGGUUUGGGGUUAGAAUUUGGGCACUCGUCCCUAAAAGGUUCACCAUUUCUGCUUUAGGGGCUACUUUUUCCGGUGGGGCAGGACUGGGCAUUGAACCGGAGGGCAGUCUACCACUGAAUUAUGUGCACCUUUCCCUGUUUUUAUUUUGAGACAGGGUCUUGCUGUGUUGCCCAGGCUGUCCUUGAACUUGUAGUCUUUCUACUAGGAGCUACUUUUAAGAUUCUUUGUUCCUACAGGUAAUCUGGAGCCUCAAAAUGUUUGCCAAAGCAACAAGGAAUUUUCUUAAAGAAGUUGAUGCUGGUGGUAACCUGAUUUCAGUAUCAAACUUGAAUGAUUCUGAUAAGUUACAACCUCUAAGUCUGGUGACCAAAAGGAAGAGAUACUGGUGCUGGCAGAGACCCAAGUACCAGUUUUUAUCCGUCACCCUUGGAGAUGUACUCACAGAGGACCAGUUUCUGAGUCCAGGUUCCUCUGCUUUAUUCAUUCCAGUGGUCGUGGAGUCAGACUUCGUGAAGUAUGAGGGCAAGUUUGAAAACCACGUGAGUGGGACCAUUGAGACCGUUCUGGGCAAGGUCAAGCUGAACGUGGGAGGCAAAGGCCUGGUGGAGAGCCAGUCUUCCUUUGGGACCCUGAGGAAGCAGGAGGUGGACUUGCAGCAGCUCAUCAGAGACUCUGUGGAGAGAACAAUAAACCUGAAAAACCCUGUGCUCCAGCAGGUGCUGGAGAGGAGGAAGGAGGUCCUGUGUGUCCUGACGCAGAAGAUCGUGACGACCCAGAAGUGUGUGAUAUCGGAGCACGUUCAGAUAGAGGAGAAGUGUGGCGGCAUGGUGGGGAUACAAACUAAGAUAGUGCAGGUGUCGGCGAUGGAGGACGGGAAUGUCAUCAAGGACACCAGUGUGGUGCUGGAGAUCCCGGCUGCUACCACCAUCGCCUAUGGCAUCAUCGAGUUAUAUGUGAAACAGGAUGGCCAGUUUGAAUUCUGCCUCCUCCACGAGAAGCAUGGUGGCUUUGAGCAGGAGCGGAGAUCUGACCCUGUCUAUCUGGACUACCUGGCCUGUCAGGAGUUUGGUUUCAUGGAUGUGCCAGAUGCCAGGCAUGGGACGUCUUCCCAGGAUGGGCUGUUAAGUGUUUUAAAUCAAGCAACUCUGCCACUGGAGAGGAAUUUCCUUCCCUUCAUGGAGCUGCCAGCAGGGCAGCAGACAGCUCUGUGCAACCUCUUGCAGGUGGUUCUGUUUGAUGAGGAACUCCUGGUGGUCCUGGAGCAAGUGUGUGACGACAUGGCUGGUGGCUUCUGGUCCCCACAGGCAGCGCUGGCAGUGGGGGAGCUGAAGCCCCCUCAGCAGCAGGACCUCAUGGCCUUCCUGCAGCUGGUGGGAUGCAGGAUACAAGGGGAGUGUCCUGGCCCUGAGGAUGAAGUCAGCAACCAGAAACUCUUUGCAACAGCCUACUUCCUGGUCAGUGCACUAGCAGAAAUGCCAGAUAAUGCUGCAGCUCUGCUGGGCAUUUGCUGUAAACUCCAGAUCAUUCCUACACUGUACCACUUGCUUCGUGCUUUAUCUGAUGAUGGCAUAUGCGAUCUUGAAGACCCAACUUUGGCCCCUGUGAAAGAUACAGAAAGGUUUGGGAUUGUGCAGAGCCUGUUUGUUGCAGCUGACAUUAACCUAGAACAAGUCCAUUCAUUAGUGAAAGCAGCCAUCCUGAAAGAUCCUCAUGUCUUCCCUCUAAUUCUUUAUAUUACUCUGAAUGGACUCUGUGCUCUGGCCAAAGAACAUUAGUAAUGUCAUUCAUCAAACAGAAGUACAUGUAACUGGCCAAGGCUGGGUGUUUUUCAGAAUUAAAAUACUAUUUUGAGAUUUAGGUCUGAUGUACCUUAAAAGUUGAUUAAUGAAAUGAAUUACAAAACACUUUUAAUAGUGAUGAUUUUCUGCACUAUGAAUGCCACCAGAUACUCUACAUGUUUUCUUUACAUCAGAGACCUUCGCAUGCUGGUAAAUGGUGAACACCUGGUAUCCAAGGUAGAUUCUAGUACCUGAAGAGCUGGGGAAAAGGUGAGAUUCUAAGCAGUUGUACACUCAGACCUUUUUUUUCCUGCAGAAUAAUGGAUCCAUUAAUUAUUUUUCUUACAUUUUCUAUUUGGUUAUACAAAAACAGAGGAGUCUUAUACUUUAACCUGAAAAUUCAUUGUGAAUUUUGAAUGCCAUGGCAAGGGAGUUUCUUUUCACAGAAUCUACAUUUUGGAUGUGCUUGCUGUACAUUAUUUGAUGAAUGAAAAAUGAACUAUAAAUGCUACUAGAGACAGUAUGUAUUCUUCUGCAAUAGAAAAUUACACUAAAAAUCUAAUAGCAAUAUCCCCCCCUUGAAAGUCUAUAUAUAAUUUGACCUUGCCACGUUGUGAUAAACAUAAUGAUUCUAUGUCUACAACAAUAUGUUGUUAUGCAUUUUGGUAACUUAAUUCGUCAAAUAUUACAUUUUCUAUCAAAGGAAAUUUUGAACUGUGUAUAUUUUGCUUUUUACUGUUUUGACAUCCUUCUAUUAUAAAUGGCUUGGACUGUCUGCCCAGGGCUUCUGAAUCCACUGACAGGACCUACCAUCCAUCAGUGACAUGAAGCCACUGGGGAUGAGGAACAGUACUGGUUGGAGAGAAGCAUGUUACUCGGUACAUAAUUCUGUUUUACCUCAACAUCAUCUGCUUAGUCCUUUUCUUCCUUUCAGAUUUUAAUAAGCAUUAACAAGGAAUAAAGCAAAUAACCCUUUCAUCAUUUUGAUUAAAAAUGACUCAGCCUUAUUCAAAUGCUUUUUGUAAAUGUGUUGGGAAAGGAUAUAAAGCUAUAUGUUGUGGUGGCCAUUGUACACAAAAAUUAUACACAAAUUGGAAAAGGUUAUGCAAAGCCUGUCUGGUUUUCUGAAGUAUAAACAAGCAACUUCAAAAAGGA
Molecule: messenger RNA, 2955 nt
Organism: Heterocephalus glaber (naked mole-rat)
Lineage: Eukaryota; Metazoa; Chordata; Mammalia; Rodentia; Bathyergidae
Gene: Gsdme
Product: gasdermin E
Biological process (GO): programmed cell death
Cellular component (GO): cytoplasm
Source: RefSeq, a predicted model, not a curated record